GUAUCGAAACUCGAAAGUAGUGAUGAUCUCAACGUUAUGUUGACGUAUGAAAAUUUGCGGUAAAAAAAAGUGGGAUGUGUUCAGAAGGUAGCUGAGGCUGAUGAGCAUGGGCGGUAGAACUGUAUCAGCAGCCCGCCAGAGAGUCGCCGCCGUUCCGGAGGCCGCUCUCUCCUUUCCACCCACAGGAAUGAUGAAUGAAGAAAGAGAAUAUGAACCUUAGUUUCUCUUCAGGCACUAUAUAUAUAUUUCUCAAAAAGAGGUAAAAAAUGAAAAGCUUUAAUCCCACGAACAGUUUUUCCAUCUUUUGAUAAACAGUUUCUCUCCCUCUCCCGGUUCUCUCUCUCUCUCUCUCUCUCUCCGGCUCACGCUCCUUUCGCUCUCUCGACUCUCACCCCCGCGCUGUGCAGGCUCGUGCAUUAUCUCAUGAUAGGCUCAACAUCUUGCUUCACCUUAUCACAUUAACACGCCAAAUAAGAGAAGGGAAAGAGGAGGGAGGUGAACAGACAAAGAGGGAACUCUUUUCUCACAAUCUUCCCUUGUUUGGAUAGAGUUGCAUAAAAACGAUGUUUCAGAGUCGAUUGGUUUCCCUCCUUCGUCGAGGCAGGACAUCUCUUCUCUGUAGGGCUUCUUCUGAGGCUGGGGUCGCUUCUAGGGCUUCGUCUCAGACAAUCGCCAUCAAGGAGGUUGUUGAGCGAAGCCCCUACGUCUUCUUCAACCGGUUCAUCCACAAGGGUUUCUAUUCCCCACCAUCAAGAAACAUGUCUACUACGUCAACCUUGCUCUCUUCAGCAGAAUAUACAAAAGCUGGGAUAUCUAUGCUCGUAACAAAGGGGCCUGAAGCACAAAAAAAGGUUGGAAUGUGGAUCUUCGGUUGUGCUGCUUGGGUUUUUAGCAUGGUGGUGCUUGGUGGUGUAACAAGGCUUACACGGUCUGGCCUCUCAAUGACUGACUGGAAAUUUGCUGGAGGGCUUCCUCCUCUCACUCAGGAAGAAUGGGAUGCAGAGUUUGAGAAGUACAAGCAAUCUCCUGAGUACAAGAGGGUACACAGAGGCAUGAAUGUACAAGAUUUCAAGUUCAUAUAUUGGAUGGAAUAUGCACAUCGAAUGUGGGGAAGGGGAUUGGGCAUUAUUUUUGCUGUGCCUUUCACGUACUUUCUUGCUAAAGGAUACAUCACCCGCCAAUUAGGAUUAAGGCUUGCCACUCUCUUUGCACUGGGUGGUGGGCAGGGAUUUGUUGGUUGGUGGAUGGUGAAGAGUGGUCUCGAGGAACCUGUGUCCGAGUAUGUGGAACCUAGGGUGAGUGCAUAUCGCCUGGCUGCACAUCUUACAUCUGCUUUUGUAAUUUACUGUGGCAUGCUGUGGACUGGACUUUCAGUUGUUAUGCCACAACCACCCACUGGAACAAUAGACUGGGUUCGCGGAGCUGCUAAAGUGCGCAGGUUUGUUAUACCUGUAAGCAUUUUGGUAGGCAUCACUUCUGUCUCUGGAGCUUUUGUUGCAGGAAAUGAUGCGGGUCGCGCGUACAAUACAUUCCCAAAGAUGGGAGAUACAUGGGUUCCAGAUGACAUUUUUGAGCUGAAACCCAUUUUCCGUAAUUUCUUUGAGAAUACAUCAAUGGUUCAGUUUGAUCACCGAAUUCUUGCAACAGCAACACUGUUCGCUAUUGGGGCAAUGUGGUUUGCAACAAGAAAAUUGGACAUGCAUCCAGGAAUCCGUUCCCUGAUUGGGAGUACUCUUGGCAUGGCUGCUUUGCAGGUUACACUCGGCAUUUCCACUCUUCUUUCAUACGUUCCUGUUUCCCUGGGAACCGCACACCAAGCUGGGGCAUUGACAUUGUUAACAAUGAUGGUCAUCCUUACCCACACGGUCAGGAAGCCGUCUCCUGCCCUUCUCAAGUCUUUGGCUUCAUUACCUAAAUCCGGCUGAUUUCAAGACUGGCUUAAUCAAUGCUUGUGCCAAGAAAUUUCGCUUAUUGGUUCAGGUCUUUAUUCAGGAGAGGCUGCUGUUUAAGUCCCUUCAUGAACACAAUUUUCAUCAAAUAAUGCCAGAUUUUGCUGAAAUUUUCAUUCAGCACGGAGUCGCCACCAUUUCAUGGUAGAGGUAGUUUGUCACUAGGGUCAGAGUUAAAGUGGUGCAAAUUUUGUCCUGUAACAUUUGAUAAUAUUUGUUUAUUUGGCUUCAUGCGGAAUUGAGCUUGAGGAUAGGCAGAUGCGCCAGAUCUUAUUUGUUGCACCAGGAAUCUGACAAUAGUUUUGUAACAUUAUUCAAGCAUUCAUCGUUCACAUCAGCCAUAGAGUAUAACUGUUUUGUGGCUUUUGUUGUACACGAACCGAGACAUGCUAAUAAUAUGACAGAUGUUAAAUUACAAGAAUGUUGAUGUUGAUUUGUAA
Molecule: messenger RNA, 2389 nt
Organism: Nymphaea colorata (pocket water lily)
Lineage: Eukaryota; Viridiplantae; Streptophyta; Magnoliopsida; Nymphaeales; Nymphaeaceae
Product: cytochrome c oxidase assembly protein COX15
Exons: 9
Coding region: 564-1925 (453 amino acids)
Biological process (GO): heme A biosynthetic process
Cellular component (GO): mitochondrial inner membrane
Molecular function (GO): oxidoreductase activity, acting on NAD(P)H, heme protein as acceptor
Source: RefSeq, a predicted model, not a curated record